AUGGCUGUCCAAGGGGAUGAGCAGUCCAUCCUUCGGGAUCCGGCUCUCUUUUACUGGAUUCUGUUCCCUAUCACUGUGGUUAUGAUUCUUACCGGAAUCUUACGCCACUAUGCAACUGUCCUGAUGCACACGCCCCCGAAGUCCCCCUCCACCCUUGCUGAGUCGCGCGAACGUCACGCCCUCCUCCGCGGUGUGAACCUCCGCAACCAUGCUUGCGCGGUCUUGGACCGUGAAGCGUUUGAGGCACGGAAGAACUACCUGGUCUCAGCCGCCGGCGAACCCGAUGACCGAUCCGCAGGAAUGGAGGCCAUGAUGGGCAUGCUGAAGGGAAACAUGAUGAUGAUGAUCCCGCAGACUUUGAUUAUGAGCUGGAUUAAUGCCUUCUUUUCGGGCUUCGUGAUCUUGAAAUUGCCAUUCCCUUUGACCAUUCGCUUCAAGUCCAUGCUGCAGUCUGGUGUCAUGACCCGGGACCUGAAUGUCCAAUGGGUGUCAAGUCUGUCAUGGUACUUCCUUAACCUCAUGGGCUUGCAAUCCGUGUUUGGCUUCAUUCUCGGCAGUGAUAAUUCUGCCAACCAGAUGGCUCAGCAGAUGGGCAUGGCCAACCCUGCCGCUAUGAUGAACCCCUUGCAGCCUGGUCAGGACCCCGACAAGCUGUUCUUGGCUGAAGCUGAGAACCUUGAGGUCAUGGAGCACUUCUCCAUUCUGAACGGAAUCGAGGAGCGAGUCCUGCAGAACUUCGCCACUGCUGUGAACUAA
This is a messenger RNA of Penicillium maclennaniae, 756 nucleotides long. RefSeq names its product ER membrane complex subunit EMC3. The transcript is spliced from 6 exons. Gene Ontology annotation, cellular component: membrane; EMC complex. The record is from RefSeq and is a predicted model, not a curated record. Lineage: Eukaryota; Fungi; Ascomycota; Eurotiomycetes; Eurotiales; Aspergillaceae. Gene Ontology annotation, biological process: protein folding in endoplasmic reticulum. The coding region runs from base 1 to 756 and encodes 251 amino acids.